AAGAUGGCUGAUGCGUCGCGGCGGCUUUUUUCUUGAUACAUUUUCUUCGGUUCUGCUUAACGAAAAUUUUCGCAAGGCAGCAGCAGUAUUUGAUUGUCCCGCAAGUGUGUUGAACGAUAGGCUGGAGUGACAGGAAUUGUUGUGCUAUUAAAUUAUUUUUACAUUGUAAACCUUUAAAAAACCAACACAAGUUAAAAAAUGGCUGAUGAAAAGAAGGGAUCCGAAACCGAACACAUCAAUCUUAAAGUUUUGGGACAAGACAAUGCUGUGGUGCAGUUCAAAAUUAAGAAACAUACUCCCCUCAGAAAGCUUAUGAAUGCCUACUGCGACAGAGCGGGUUUGUCCAUGCAAGUGGUACGGUUUCGCUUUGAUGGCCAACCUAUAAAUGAGAAUGACACACCAACCUCCUUGGAAAUGGAAGAAGGCGACACUAUUGAAGUUUACCAGCAACAGACGGGUGGAAACAUUUACUAAUACUUUUAUAUAUUACAAAAAUAACUUUAUUCUUAAUAAAUAUUAAAAAAAAAAACAAAACUCAUGAAAAAUGUAAUAAUUUUAAUAUAUAUAUAUUUAAAAAAUAUAAAAAUUACCAGAAAGCUAACAUCCGACCGGGCCAGAGACAGCUUCAAUAACAAGCAGAAAUGAAAGGAAAUACAUACGAAAACCUAGACCGAACCAUUUACAUUUCCUCUGAAAUUACAAUUUAAGUUUCAUUAUAUUUUUAAAUUUUUCUGUUCUUCACUUACUAUCAAUUUUAUAGAUUUUUUUAUUAAAGAUUUGAAAGUUCGCUGUACACACAUUUCAAACCAUUUUUAGUCGUAAAAAUAAAUAAAAAUAUAAACUAAAGAUUUGGUAUUUUAAACGAGUCAACUAAUAAAAGCUAGCUCCAAAUGUACAUGGACAUGAAACAAA
Messenger RNA from Stomoxys calcitrans (stable fly), 912 nucleotides. It is a transcript of the gene Sumo, whose product is annotated as small ubiquitin-related modifier 2. The record is from RefSeq and is a predicted model, not a curated record. Gene Ontology annotation, biological process: protein sumoylation. The coding region runs from base 199 to 474 and encodes 91 amino acids. Gene Ontology annotation, molecular function: protein tag activity; ubiquitin-like protein ligase binding. The transcript is spliced from 3 exons. Lineage: Eukaryota; Metazoa; Arthropoda; Insecta; Diptera; Muscidae. Gene Ontology annotation, cellular component: nucleus.